Molecule: messenger RNA, 4043 nt
Organism: Pygocentrus nattereri (red-bellied piranha)
Lineage: Eukaryota; Metazoa; Chordata; Actinopteri; Characiformes; Serrasalmidae
Gene: plxdc2b
Product: plexin domain containing 2
Exons: 14
Coding region: 324-1862 (512 amino acids)
Source: RefSeq, a predicted model, not a curated record
UGUGAAGCGUGUUUUUACAAUCAGUUUCUGGGCUCGUGCGCUCGCGCUCAACUCUCUCUCUCUCUCUCUCUCUCUCUCUCUCUCUCUCUCACACACACACACACACACACACGCAGAGACACACACGCGUGCGCGCGCUCUCACACUCUCAGCUCACACUCGAGCGGGUUGGAGGAGCUGCGCCGCGCGACUCUCCGGGACGAAAAGGAGGCUAAACCGAACGGCGUUCUCUCCGUCUUCUCUUCUCCUCUCCUGCUCCUCUUCUCUCACUCGUACACGCGCGCUGGUGCUGGUGGGCUCGCGGGGCUGGAGGAGGUGAGGCGAUGGCGCGCGGGACGGAGCUGCUGCUGCUGGGACUGGCAGUAGUGGUGGGAAGUGUGGAGGUCCAGAGAGAGCGAGAGCACGGGGUUUCCUACACAACGCUUCAGGGAGCAGCGCAGGCUGAUGAUGUUACAGUGGAGGUGUUGAGAAGGAAACGGUGGCUUGUGUCAGAGCCCCGUCCAAUGACCAAUAACAGAGCCAGUCUGGAGAGUGCAGAGGAUUUACCUGGAGUGCUGGACGACAGUGAAGCAGACAACAGCUCCCAGAUAGAGGAGGACACAGAUCACAACUACUACACGUCUAAAACCUACGGCCCCAAUGACCCCAUGAGCAAAGAAUUAUGGGUAAACAUCGAUCAGAUGGACAAGGAGAAAGUGAAGAUCCACGGAAUCUUGUCCAACACACACAGACAAGCAGCGCGGGUCAACCUGUCGUUUGACUUCCCCUUUUAUGGCCAUUUUCUGAGGGAGAUCACCGUGGCAACAGGCGGCUUCAUCUACACUGGAGACGUCGUACACAGAAUGCUGACAGCCACACAGUACAUCGCGCCACUUAUGGCAAACUUUGAUCCAAGUCUAUCCCGAAAUUCAACCGUCAUUUACUUUGACAAUGGGACUGCACUGGUGGUUCAGUGGGAUCAUGUUCACCUUCAGGAUUCAUACAGUCUGGGCAGCUUCACCUUCCAGGCUACGCUGCACAACGACGGCAGAAUCAUCUUCGCCUACAAGGAGGUUCCAAUUCAAAUCACUAAGAUCAGCUCCGUCAAUCAUCCGGUGAAAGUGGGGCUUUCUGAUGCCUUCGUGGUGGUCCACAGAAUCCAGCAGAUACCCAAUGUUCGGAGGAAGACCAUCUACGAGUAUCAUCGUGUGGAGCUGCUCAAGAACAAAAUCACAAACAGCACAGCUGUGGAGAUGAUGCCUUUGCCCACCUGUCUGCAAUUCACAAGCUGUUCCUCUUGCAUCGCUGCAGAGAUCAACUUCAACUGCAGCUGGUGCCACCGGCUCAACAGAUGUUCCAGUGGCUUUGAUCGCCAUCGGCAGGACUGGGUUGACAACAGCUGCCCAGAUGAGACGAAGGAUAACACGUGUGACAUCAGCACCACUCAGUUCCAGUCCUCCACCGCAGCAUCAGUGACCAAAGCAACCACCAGAAACAGAGCAGCUACGGAAGCAGACUCCACCCAGACCACCUCACACGGCCCUACCAGCGCACCUACCGAAGAUGACACCAAGAUUGCUCUUCAUCUCAAAGACAAUGGAGCUGCGGCAGCAGAGAGUACAGCAGAGCGUGACACACACCCUCUUCACACAGGCCUGAUUCUGGGAAUGCUGCUGCUGAUGCUGGUGAUGAUGGCUGUUGUCCUGGUGACCGUCUACAUUUACCACCAUCCCAGCUCCGCCGCCGGCAUCUUCUUCAUUGAGCGACGGCCCAGCCGGUGGCCUGCGAUGAAGUUCCGUCGUGGUUCAGGUUAUCCAGCAUAUGCCGAGGUGGAGCCUGUAGGGCAGGAAAAGGAGGGCUUCAUUGAGUCUGAGCAGUGCUGAGGUCUCAACAUUUGACCUUAUGGGCCCACACACUGCCCUGCUUCCUCUUCAAAUUCACUCGUCCAAUUAACAACUGAAAUUUCCCCAUUUCAUCUUCCCCCCAAAUAUGAAACAACAGUAUGGAGCUAAAAUGGUUCCUGAGGAAGUGACAGAAGCAUUUAGUCUGUUUCAAUAGCUUGAAUAUAAAACGAGCCCCGACUGGAUCAGACAGAGAAGGUUUGGCCCUCAUUUUUGAACUGCAGGCUGAGAUCUUACCAAGGAACUGCACUCCAAGCCUCGACCCCACUGGAACACAUUCUGAUCUUGGAGCAGAUGAACAGAGCGCAGUUUGAAGUGUCACGUUCCAAUCGGAUAUGUCCAUUCCUUUCAUCACAGGAAAAUCUUUCGACGAUGUCCAUAAACCACUUUAAAAGGCCAAUCAGAGAUGUACAUCUCCAAUUUAUGGUUAGGAGAACUUAUUUAGAGCUUUCUAUAUCUUUGAAAUGGGUUUCUGGGUGUUAUGCUUUCACAUUGAUGUUUACGUUUUGUUUUUUUUUUUUCUGUUUGAAUUCUCAGUUUGAAUUUCAGUUUUUGGAGGGAAAGGUAUGAAGCCUUUAGUACACAGAUUUUCUUGCUUACAUUUUUAAUGCAGUUGCUGACGAAAAAAAAAUUGUGCUUUCAAUUUCUGCUACAACUGGGAAAGGUUUGCUUACUGUAACCAAUCCAAUCUGCCAACAGUACAGUACUGCUCAACUUUUCCAUGCCUAGAGCCGAACCACAUUUUACAUUUUUUGCACAGAUCCUUUUAAUGCACAUAUAUUAUUUUUUUAUUUGUUUAGGAGUUCUUUGUGUUACUAAUGCAAAAAGUUACAAGACAGGCGCUUGUGAGAUUGUGUAUCUUUGUGUCUUGUAUGUGUAUAAAUGUGUGUGAUCUUAUGUUUGGAUGCAUUUCCUUUUUUUUCUUCUUUGUUUUGAUUUAUAUUUAGGACAGAUUGCGUUCAUUUGUAAUACGAGACACUAAUUGGACAUUUUUGCAUUUCUUCUGCAGAUGUUACUAGUUUUGAAACUAAUUCCACCACUUUGAAUUCAUAUUCAAAUGCUUUAAUGCAAGAAAAUGUCCUGAAACAGACGUGCCAGUGACCACUCCAGUGAGAAUAUAUCUUUGAUAUAUGUCUAUAUGUAACUAUAUAUAUACAUAUGUAAGCCUGGCGAUGUUGAAAUAUUAUGUUUCCAAAUUCUAACAGUGUUCUUAUUACGCUGCUGGAGUGUUUAUAGGGACUGAAAGAUUGUAAAAGCCUUCAAGUUCAUCAUUUGUGUAGUCUAGACUUUACUACUUCAAGGUACUAAUGGGGACUGAAUUCCAAUAAUUUUUGCAGUCAUUUUCAAGAGCAAUAUCUUAUUAUAAACUGUAACGUGACAGUUUUAAUACGUCUCACUUCAUUCAUAUAAUCAACUAUAGUCAUAGCACAUACUACUAACACGUAUUGAAAUAAUUUGCAAGUGUUUGGGUAUUAUAAAGACCAAAGACCCCGAUGGUAUCGCUGCAUCAGAACUACUGUUUACCUUAUUAUCUUUCUCUGAUACACACACACACACAAACAGAGACUCUAAUUAUGUCCAGAAAUGAAUAUGAUGGAUAGAUAGAGGAAUAAAAAGUUGUCUGUAAACAAAAAGAGUUCAGAUGCCCACAAAAAUUCUAUAGGUCUAUAUUUUUUUAGCCAUGAAAUGUAGACCCGCCUGUCAAUGGUCAACCACAGCCACCAGAGGAAACUGAAUGCACAAUUUAUUUGAUUAAGUAAUAUCUGCAAAGACAGCUUGCUCUGCUUUGCAGUUGUUAUUUCUAUUUCUUUGUUUUUAUUUUUUUGUUUAUCACCUUUUUCACUCAUCUGAUUAAUUCCACCCAACCUUAACUCUGUGAGUGUGUGUGUGUGUGAGUGCACCUGACAUUAAAUCCUCAAGUGGAUGACUGUUUUGUGAAAUAAUCACAAAACAACAAACGUUUGACAGACGAGGACAAUGUUGCGCUCAUCGGCAGAAUUGGCUCUCAACUGGAGGCACAUUUGGAUUUUUGAUAAUCAUGUCAUGAGAGUCACGACCUGCUGAGAGCUGCUGAAUGACACGCCGCUGUAACUCUGCGUGCUCCUCUGUAACUACUGUCAUUUUGAUUACAUUUUAAAGUAAUAAAGUUGUUUAAACAAGGUU